Sesamum indicum (sesame) is the source of this 2503-nucleotide messenger RNA. Its product is annotated as putative LRR receptor-like serine/threonine-protein kinase At5g10290. The record is from RefSeq and is a predicted model, not a curated record. Gene Ontology annotation, biological process: protein phosphorylation. Gene Ontology annotation, molecular function: protein kinase activity; ATP binding; protein binding. NCBI's taxonomy places the organism in Eukaryota, Viridiplantae, Streptophyta, Magnoliopsida, Lamiales, Pedaliaceae.
AUCUCUUCUCUGCUCUCUUCUCCAACAAAACUCCAAGUAUUCAUUACCUCAAAACAAAACCCAAUCCCAAUCCCAAUUCCAAAAAAGCUUCCCAUUUUUCUCUUCCAAUAUAGCAAAAGUAGUGAUCACCUCCACGACGCCAUGAAAUCACAGUCUUGAUUCUUGAAAAUAAAUCUUCCGAUUUCCGUUUCUCUCAUCAGAAAAAACCCCAAGAAAAUGGAAAGCCCACGAAAUUAUUCCCUUUGCGCUCUCCUUCUCAUGAGUCUUGCAUGUUUUUGUUUCGUAAAUCCCACCUGCGGGAACGCGGAGCUGAGAGCAUUAAUGGAGAUUAAGUCAUCUCUAGACCCGGAAAACAAGUAUUUAUCAUCGUGGACGGCGGACGGCGAUCCAUGCGGCGGCGCUUUCGAGGGAGUGGCCUGCAACGAGCACCGCAAAGUGGCCAACAUUUCCCUGCAGGGAAAAGGGCUCACCGGGAAAGUGCCGCCGGCGGUGGCGGAGCUCAAGUGCUUGUCGGGUCUGUAUUUGCAUUACAAUUCUUUGAGUGGGGAAAUCCCCAGGGAGAUUGCUAAUCUCACUGAGUUGACUGAUCUUUAUCUCAAUGUGAAUAAUUUGACUGGGACUAUACCGCCUGAAAUUGGAAGCAUGGCUAGUCUACAAGUGCUGCAGCUAUGUUGCAACCAUUUGACAGGGAGCAUACCCACACAAAUGGGAUUCUUGCAAAGACUGAGUGUUCUUGCAUUGGAAAGUAAUGGAUUAACAGGGCAGAUUCCUGCAAGCUUAGGAGAUUUGGGAAUGCUGAAAAGACUGUAUUUGAGCUUCAAUCAGCUUUCUGGCCCAAUUCCUGUUAGAUUGGCCAACAAUCCUUCCCUGGAAGUUCUUGAUGUGCAAAACAAUACACUUUCUGGAGUUGUCCCUUCUGGUUUGAGGAGGCUAAAUGAAGGAUUUCAUUUUGAUAACAAUCCUGGAUUAUGUGGUACUGGCUUCUCUUCCCUGCGAGCUUGCACUGCCUGGGACAACCUGAACAUUAAUCAGGUCGACCCCUCCACGCCUGUCGCCAACAGGACGGCCCCUACAAACGUACCGCAGUCUGCUGCUUUUCCGUUACCUUGUAAUCAAUCGGACUGCUCCAGGUCCUCAUCAAGGCUGCCACAGAUCGGCAUUGUUGCCGGAGUAAUUACAGUUACCGUCGGAUUAACAGUGGUUGUGUUUGUCUGUGUUGUUCGCUAUCGUCGUCGCAAACAGAAAGUUGGGAACAAAUCGGAUACUUCCGAUGACCGGCUGAGCAUUGACCAGGUGAAAGAUGUCUAUAAGAGAAGUCCAUCUCCUCUUGUCGCCCUGGAAUACUCCAACAGCUGGAACCCGACGAACGCUGCUCAAGAUUGCAAUGGCUUGUGUCAUGUGUUUCUACAGGGAUCUAAGUUUAACUUGGAAGAGGUUGAAUCAGCAACUCAGCAUUUCUCAGAGGUGAACCUAUUGGGAGAGAGUAAGUUCUCUGCUGUCUAUAAAGGAAUCUUGAAAGAUGGAUCGCUAGUGGCGAUUAAAAGCAUCAACAAGACAAGUUGCAAGUCGGAUGAAGACGAGUUCAUGAAAGGACUGAGCUUGUUGAAUUCUCUGAAACAUGAAAAUCUUUUGAAAUUGAGGGGUUUCUGUUGCUCAAAGGCUAGGGGUGAAUGUUUCCUGAUCUAUGACUUCGCCUCAAACGGUAAUUUAUCGCAGUACCUAGAUGCGGAAGAUGAUACUAGCAGCGUUCUUGAUUGGCCUACCAGAGUUUCUAUCAUCCAUGGAAUUGCAAAAGGUAUAAAGUAUCUGCACAGCAACGCAACGAACAAGCCUCCCAUAGUUCACCAAAACAUCUCAGUAGAAAAAGUUCUUCUCGACCAACAUUUCAGGCCGCUGAUUCUGGACUCAGGCCUGCUAAAGCUUCUCGCUGAUGAUGUCGUUUACUCGGCCCUCAAAGUCAGUGCAGCCUUGGGCUAUAUGGCUCCCGAAUACAUCACCACCGGCCGUUUCACUGAGAAGAGCGAUGUUUAUGCGUUCGGCGUUAUCAUCCUCCAAGUACUUUCCGGCCAACGGAAGCUCACAAGCUUAAUGAGAACAGCAGCUGAAUCAGGCAAAUUGGGAGAAUUGGUCGACCCCGGACUCCAGGGCAAGUUUUCUGAAACUGAAGCAGCCCAACUCACGAAAAUUGCUUUAGAUUGCACAGAUGAGCUUCCGGACAGUAGACCAAGCAUGGCUUCAGUCGUUCGAGACCUAAAUGAGCCAAGUUGUGGCUGAUGGUGAGGUGUAUAUCCUUUCAGAAUUGUAUUCCAGGGAGAGUGUUAAUUUACAAGCCGGUGGCCGGAAUCAGUGAAGCUGCUGCUUCUCAGAGACUGAUUCUGUGAGCUCUAACAUGAGAAGUCUUUGACAGGGGUCAGAUUGUAGGGAUUUUGGGACUGUGUAAAUUGAGUAAGUGGUCCUUGGAUUUUUAGGAAGGCAAAUAAGAGCAAUAAGUUGAAAAGGACAA